This is a messenger RNA of Cadophora gregata, 1830 nucleotides long. RefSeq lists its product as uncharacterized. NCBI's taxonomy places the organism in Eukaryota, Fungi, Ascomycota, Leotiomycetes, Helotiales, Ploettnerulaceae. The coding region runs from base 1 to 1830 and encodes 609 amino acids. The transcript has 3 exons. Gene Ontology annotation, biological process: arachidonate metabolic process. Gene Ontology annotation, cellular component: membrane. The record is from RefSeq and is a predicted model, not a curated record.
AUGGAAACCAGUCGCGCAAUACGGCGGAAGGACACCACGAGGGGUCCUCCCCUUCGCAUUCUAUCUCUAGAUGGAGGUGGCGUGCGGGGUUACUCGAUGCUCAUUAUCAUUCAAGAGCUCAUGCACCGAACAUAUGUUGAGAUGGAAGGGAAGGCCCCACGGCGAGAUCAGAUUCCAAAACCGGCAGACCAUUUUGACCUCAUCAUUGGCACGGGAACUGGAGGUUUGAUCGCGAUUAUGUUGGGAAGGCUGCGGCUGGAUUUGGAGACUUGCAAAGAAGUUUAUGUGCAGAUGACGAGAAAGGUUUUCGAGACAGAUAAAACGAUCGCUGGAAUACCUUAUCGCUCAACACUAUUCAAAGCUUCAAAGCUGGAGGAGGCUAUCCGGGAGUGCGUAAGGGAACAUACCAUACUCCAGCGUGAAGGAAAUGAUGGGGAGGAGCCUGAAGGACUAAGCAACCUUAACAGCCCGAUCAGUCCCCUCAACAGGAGUGGUGGUCCUCGACGUCAUGCAAGCAAUGCCAGUGUAGCAAGCUUUAGUGCUAGGAGUCCUGCAAGCUAUACGAGCAGACCGUUGAUGGGAUUAAGAUACGGCAAUGCAAAUGCACUUCUGUAUGAUACUCGAGAGAACAGAACCAAGACUGCGGUUACCGCAAUCUACCAAGGUACUCCAAAAGGUGGUCUCCCAGCAAUCUUACGAUCCUACGAUUCGCGGAAAGAGCCUUCUCCAGAAUUUGACUGUACGAUCUGGCAGGCAGGAAGAGCAACAAGUGCGACUGGUCUAGCAUUCAAGCCCAUCCAAGUUGGUCAAUCUGUGUUCAUCGAUGAGGGUGCCGGGCAAUACAACCCUGCUCCAUUCGCACUUGAUGAGGCUUGCGUAAACGAAUGGCCAGGCAGAGAUAUCGGUGUAUUUGUGAGCAUCGGAACUGGAAAGCGACCUUCUGGAAGUGAUAACAACUCUCAUCUCUGGUAUGAAGGAUUUAUGGGCGAGUUUGCAGAAGCCAGAAGACGGCUCAUUUCGAAGAUUGAGGGCUGUGAGGAGACACAUCAGUAUAUGGUACGGGAAGGUCUCGCUAAACGCCAAGUCAACAUUGACAAUUAUUAUCGACUCAAUGUCGAGAUAGGUGUUGGAGAAUUCGGUAUGAAUGAAUGGAAUCGCCUGGCAGAUAUCAGUACCGGAACGAGACGAUACCUGGGCAAGAGCGAGGUCCAAAGAAUGAACAUCGAAGCUGCAGCGAAGCUUGCCAAGAUCCUUCGUGCAAAGGCUCGAUUCGAGAGUGAGAAGAUGGGCGGAGGCAUGGGAAGCUACCAGGAUAUGUCUCUCCCAGACGUCCCAGAAGCUUAUCCCAAUGCUGUGGAACUACCGGCCGAAAUUCCUUUUCAACCCGCACGUAGUCCGCCUCCCCGUCCAUCCUACGAGUCCGGUAACCACGAUACUCUCGAAGUACCCGGCUACAAGCAAACCCCCUCACCGCGGUCAUCAGCAGAAAAUCAUUCUCGCCACUCUCCUCACAACUCCAAACCUGAUGUCCAAGACGCCAAUGUAGACCGUCUGGUCUUCCACGCCCCAACACCAAGCGAAUAUCGCACCGCAGGCGGAGCGGAUAAAAUCGCCAUCACAAGCAUAGACGAACAUCCUCAACCUCUCUCGCCAAAGCAACCAAUUCGUGUAGAGCCACCUCCUCUCCCACCCAAGACACCUAUCCAGGACCCAAAUGGCAAUGGGAUGCCCUUUGGCGGCAGACCAAGACCGCCGCUUCCAUACCCGGCGGAUGACAGACCGCCGCCUGUGGCGAAUAUGGCAAGAAAACCAGAAUACAAGGGCAGAUAA